This is a messenger RNA of Manihot esculenta (cassava), 1916 nucleotides long. Its product is annotated as GTP 3',8-cyclase, mitochondrial. Gene Ontology annotation, molecular function: 4 iron, 4 sulfur cluster binding; metal ion binding; GTP 3',8'-cyclase activity. Bases 372 to 1559 code for a protein of 395 amino acids. Gene Ontology annotation, biological process: Mo-molybdopterin cofactor biosynthetic process. Lineage: Eukaryota; Viridiplantae; Streptophyta; Magnoliopsida; Malpighiales; Euphorbiaceae. The record is from RefSeq and is a predicted model, not a curated record. The transcript has 6 exons.
UUAUUUAUAAAAUAAUUAGAAUAAUACUUUAAACCCACAUGUUCUAUGGCAUUUAGCCAAUACGACCCACCCACCAAGUAGUAGCAUUGCUUGUUUUCAUCUCAAUUUCAAGGCGACGAUGAUAACUGAUGGCCCUCAGAAGCCGUGAAGAGUUGCCUUUUUCAUAAAAUAUUGGAGCAAUAGAUAAGGAAGACGGACUUCUGGUCUUUCUUCUUCACUGUUUACCUAUCAAGUUUCAAUUUCUGGAAAAUAAUCUGCUCGAUUUCCUUUCUUUACUAUCCACAGCUUCAGAGUUUUGAACUUCUUAUUUGUUGGGUUUCUUCCCUUAUCAAGGGAUAACUUUGUUCAAUACCCUUUAAUUGUUAGCAGCUAUGAUGAGGCGGUGCGUCCUAAAGAUUGUUAAUUGGCAUUUGGGAUUCAAGACUUCCAGUUUCUCUCUAGUUGAUUGUUCUACGUCAGGAUAUGGCAAAUGUCAUGGUUUAACUGGUGAUCAUCUACAUGGAUUAAUUCCAAGGACAUAUGCAACUUCUUGUGCUAAGUUGUCAGAAGAUCCACUGCAUACUAAUUCUGUAUCUGAUAUGUUAAUUGAUUCAUUUGGAAGGAUGCACACUUACCUGAGGAUCUCCUUGACAGAACGUUGCAAUUUACGGUGUCAGUACUGUAUGCCAGCUGAGGGAGUGGAGCUUACUCCUAGCCCUAAAUUACUAACACAGAAUGAGAUUGUUCGUUUGGCAAGUCUCUUUGUCAGUUCAGGAGUUGAUAAAAUUCGUCUGACUGGUGGUGAGCCAACAGUUAGGAAGGAUAUUGAAGAGAUAUGCUUACAGCUAUCUAACUUGAAAGGACUCAAUACGUUGGCCAUGACUACCAAUGGAAUUGCUCUUAAAAGGAAACUGCCAAAGCUGAAAGAAUGUGGGCUUACUUCUUUAAAUAUCAGCUUGGAUACAUUGGUCCCAGCUAAAUUUGAAUUCAUGACCAGGCGUAAGGGGCAUGAAAGGGUCAUGGAGUCCAUUAAUGCUGCUAUAGACUGCGGUUACAACCCUGUAAAAGUGAAUUGUGUUGUAAUGCGUGGGUUCAAUGAUGAUGAGAUCUGCGAUUUUAUAGAGCUAACACGUGACAAACCGAUUAAUAUUCGGUUUAUUGAGUUCAUGCCUUUCGAUGGAAAUGUCUGGAAUGUCAAGAAAUUGGUUCCCUACUCAGAAAUGUUGGAUAGAGUGUCAAAGAAGUUUACAGAACUGAAGAGACUUCAGGAUCACCCAACAGAUACAGCUAAGAACUUCAAGAUAGAUGGGCAUCUUGGUACUGUUUCUUUCAUCACAUCAAUGACUGAGCAUUUUUGUGCUGGUUGUAAUAGAUUGCGACUUUUAGCUGAUGGAAACUUUAAAGUAUGCCUCUUUGGUCCUUCAGAGGUUAGCUUAAGAGAUCCCCUUAGAAGUGGUGCUGAUGAACCUGAGCUUAGGGAAAUAAUUGGAGCAGCGGUCAAAAGGAAGAAAGCUUCACAUGCUGGAAUGUUCGACAUUGCAAAAACAGCAAAUAGACCUAUGAUACAUAUUGGUGGAUAAGAGUUGGCACUUCCCCAGACACCUCUAUGACUGCUAUAAUGUAACAUUAUGAAGAUCUUCAGUGUGUUCUCUUUAACUAAUUCAUUCCUUUGUUAGAUAUUCUUUACUCAAUUUGACACUUUUUUCUACACUACCUUUUUCUCAAAAUAAUGACACACUCUUAUCAGCUUGUUCAGUUGAUAUCACUGUAAUAAUAUGGAAAUAUUUUGCUGCUUACCAUAUUCCUCACAAUCCAUUGGAAAACAGGGAGAUGUGGAUCUAAACAAUCAUAGACUCUGGAUUUUUGUAUUUGUUCCUAUCUGAAGGUUGUAAUGAUUGAAUUUUAUGAAAAAUGCAAUAAAUAUUUUUACCUGAAAA